AUGGAGCAGCAGCAACAGCAAGCGCCAGCCGGACCAAAUACUGCGGCCAUGGCCACAGUCACUACGGUUCCGACGCUGGUUGCGGCAACAGCUAUUUUACCUCGGAAACCUUCGCCGAAUGUAAACCCUACACCGGGUCUAAAGCCGGGACGAUUCUUCGGUUCCGCAUUCAAUAUUACCAAUCGCUACCGGGCCAACAGUAGCAACUUGAGUAAGGUUAGUCUGGCCAUAACCAAUCUGAAGGUCAUCAAUAACGUCCCGUUGCCGCCCCCAAUUUGUACCAUGAUCGCAAAUGAUUCGCCCCCGUUGCUGAAGUUCCAACCGUCCUAUCGACUGCAAUCGACGAACCCCUUCAACCGGGAAGCGUGUGAAGUCAUUUUGCGGGAAGCAUUGGACAAGGCACUCCAGGGGGUGGAGUAUAGUUCCUAUUUCGCGCCAUCCCUCUGUCAGCAGAUUUGCGAGGACGUGAAAGCGAAAGUGAAGGAGUUGAACUUCGAUCGGUACAAAAUCGUUGUCACCGUCACGAUGGGCGAGCGCUACAUGCAAGGACUGAAAUCAAUUGCCCAGUUCCUGUGGGAUCCGGAGAAGGAUAGCUACGUGUCCUGUAUUUACGAUUCUUCACCGAGCUUGUUUGCCGUGGCAACCAUUUAUGCUAUCUAUUUCGAUUGAGCUAGGUAAAAAAAACCUGGGAUGAUGGUUGGCUAUUCUUCCACCGUAGAAGCGAGCAGAUAAUGCGGAUUGUUGCUGAAAAUUACUGUUACUGUUAUUGUUGCUUUUGAAACACAUUUAC
Ochlerotatus camptorhynchus is the source of this 790-nucleotide messenger RNA. Its product is annotated as dynein light chain Tctex-type 5-like. Gene Ontology annotation, biological process: microtubule-based movement. The transcript is spliced from 3 exons. Bases 1 to 669 code for a protein of 222 amino acids. Lineage: Eukaryota; Metazoa; Arthropoda; Insecta; Diptera; Culicidae. Gene Ontology annotation, molecular function: dynein intermediate chain binding. Gene Ontology annotation, cellular component: cytoplasmic dynein complex; cytoplasm. The record is from RefSeq and is a predicted model, not a curated record.